This is a messenger RNA of Spodoptera exigua (beet armyworm), 351 nucleotides long. The record is from the annotation of a GenBank genome assembly. NCBI's taxonomy places the organism in Eukaryota, Metazoa, Arthropoda, Insecta, Lepidoptera, Noctuidae.
AUGGAUAUUCCCUGUUCCUGUUGCAAUUGUUCUGAGCAAGCAACGAGUCGCUUUGAUUUUGUCUAUCAAUGGUGGAGCGACCAUCAAUAUUACUUUAAAAAGUUUCAAGAAGCCAGUCACACUGCGAGACCUGUGGAAGACGUGUAUGACGGAUAUGAAAAUGAGUGUUGUCAAUACGAAAGCGCGUUCGUGCAGUGUGUAUGUGGGCCCAUACCGCGAUAUUGUUGCGAUAUGGUAGCUUAUAUGCAUGAACCAUACUAUGGACCCAAGAAAUGCUUUAACUGCGUGGCGUCACAUUAUGAUCCAAGGCCGCUGCCCUAUUUCGAACCACCGCGCGCCUAUUCAAUAUGA